GUUUGUUGCUACAAAUAAAAAGCAUCUUUUACUCAACUUUACCGCCAUCAUUAACACUAUUGUUUGCACUUGUAUUAUUUAUUUAUUUUCCAUCUACUAUUGCAUAUCCACAUUUUUCACUAGUCGUUAUUUAUUAUUGUUAUAGGCAUGUCAUAUAAUGCCCAGCAUAUGGACGGCGAAAAGCACACCCGGCCCAUGACAUUCGAGGAAGCCGGGGAGUUUAAAGGGCUGCAGAGCAUGGCCUACGAGUACGACAACUAUUUGCUGCCACUGUUUCCGAGUCUUCGGGCACUGGCUCCCCAGGCGACCAAAAUUUCACAGCUACAGUGCAUUCCAAUUUUUGGCAACCUAGUCGUGUUCUACAUAACCUGCAAAUUUAUCUCGCGGUCCACAAACAUCGGCUGCAUUGGCGGCUCAACAAUAGUUUAUAUGCUCGGGUAUAGCUUGCUUAUGUUCAUCGUCGGGUUUAUUCCAUUUGUAAACGUGUGGCUUGCUUACAAGCUGAGGCCCCUGUAUAAGUGCUGGCAGUUAUUCAGCAGUGAGAUUGACAACAGGGGUUUGUACUAUGGUGUAUCAAAGGCCGGCAUGCUUGCCGAGUUCCCCGUCUCUGAACUGACCACCAGCAGCAUGUAUCAUCUUGCAUCGCCGCCGACCGGCACCACGCCCCUGAAGGGCAUUCCGUAUGAAAUUCCUAACGAUACACCAAAUGGGCCCGCAAUCCCAAUCAAGGCGGCUGUCGAAAAGCAUCAUAGCGUGGAUUCAGUGCCCAGGGAUAAGCGCGGCUACAGCUCAUUUAUUCCAGUGCAGCUUCCUCACCAUGUUCAAAACCAACUACAAGUACAGGCGCAAAACCAAAUGUACGGACAGAUGCAGGCCCAAGGCCAAGUUAAAGGUCAAAUUCAGGCCCAAGGCAAAAACCAAGGUCAGGGAUAUGGCCAUGGCGCUGGAACCAACCCAAGGUCAACAAUGGCAGAUUCCGAAUACGACGCUUACAGCACUAGGAGGCACUCUUUCGAUAGUAUGCGCGCAUCGACUAUUCCCGAGGAGGCUGAUUUCCUGAAGAAGGGCUAUACCGUUAGACAGUCACACCUGGACAACUGGCCACUGAAAUAAGUUGUUUUAUUUGCAUUAUAAAAUUUACACACCAAUAUAUUGGAUGCUUUCAUCUUGUAAUAAUAACAUUGAUUUUUUAUUUUAUUUUGUUGGAGUAGUAUUACAUCAUAUCAAACUUUAUUCGUAGGCUGCAAACAAUAAAAG
Molecule: messenger RNA, 1257 nt
Organism: Kickxella alabastrina
Lineage: Eukaryota; Fungi; Kickxellomycota; Kickxellomycetes; Kickxellales; Kickxellaceae
Exons: 1
Coding region: 148-1113 (321 amino acids)
Source: RefSeq, a predicted model, not a curated record